Molecule: messenger RNA, 1431 nt
Organism: Physella acuta
Lineage: Eukaryota; Metazoa; Mollusca; Gastropoda; Physidae
Product: sulfotransferase 6B1
Molecular function (GO): sulfotransferase activity
Source: RefSeq, a predicted model, not a curated record
AUGGCCGCACCUCCAAGUCAUUUGAAACUGCUGGACCGAGACAUCUACGGUUUCCCUAGCAACAGGAGCAUCUGUGACGUAGAUGGUCACGUGCUCAACCUCCUACAACUGGACGACAAGCUCGUCUCGCCGUUUGGUGAGCAAAGUUUCAGGAAGGUCAGGGACGUUGCCAUGAGGGCGGACGACGUCCUACUUUGUGGCUAUCCUAAAACCGGCUGCCACUGGACAUGGGAGAUACUGCGAAUGAUGGUCACCAAAAAUGCUACAACUUCAAAGAUGGGGAAAACCCUGACUUUUCUGGAAAUCAUCUCCAUGCAUUUAGUGGAGGAAGUAGAGAGCCCCCGUGUGUUAAACACUCAUCUGUGGUACAAUUAUCUACCUGCACAGGUAAGUUGUGCUACAGGUUUUGACCUGCAUAGGUUUGUUGCGAUACAGGAGAUUACUUUAACGGUCGACUAUGGAUCGUACUUCGAUUAUUAUUUUGAUUGGGACCACGUGAUCAAAACCAACCCAGACCAUCCCAUACUGCUGGUGUCUUAUGAGGACAUGAAGGAGGAUCUACCAAGGGAGAUAAGAAAGAUGGCCAGUUUUCUAGAGUUGUCCUUCGAUGAUAAGUUGAUUAACGACAUCGCCGAGGCAGCCGGCUUUGAAGCGAUGAAACAAUCUUACUCUCAAUCCAACACGUUCUCUAGCGCCUUGCUUCGUAAAGGGCAAGUAGGCGAUUGGAAAAACUGUCUAACUGUGGCCCAAAGCGAGGCUGUGGACGAGAAGAUGAACAAGUUGGACGGGACACGUUUCACGACACAACGUUACGAGUUAUAAUAAAAGACAAAACAGCUUUGGUAGUUUUGUUUUGUUUUUAAAUCCUAAACAUUUUUUGUACAUCCCGUGUGUAUUUAUCUUUGCUUAAAGUCUUUUCCUGACAUACAAGACUGACAUAAAAAUAACAAAUAAGUGGUUGUUUAUCUAACAUAUUACACAAACAUCACCUGGAUGGAAGACGAGUCGACUCAACACGGUGUAAAUAAAGUUUAGAAAACUGAUUGUGCUGAGUUUGAAUAUUUGGUUGAACAUCAUGUGAAAAGCAUAUGUGUAUGCUAAUGUUCGUGUGUCUCAAUGCGUAAGUAUGUCUGUUAAUGUAUAUCAUUAACUGUAUUGCUCAUUUGACAAUUUGACAAGUGUGUCUAUUUUCUGUGUACGUGUUUGCGUUAAUCUGUUGGGUGUUUCAUAUAUAUUUUAUGUAUUUAUAUAUCUAUACUUAUUUUGUUUAUUUUUUAUUUAAAUAUGUGUUUACGUAUUAAUGUUCAAGAGUUUCUCUCAUUGUGUAUGUAUGUAUGUAUGAUUAUCAAUAUAUCCGGAUGUCUGUCAAAUGUGUAUGUUAAAAUAAUUGCAGACCCAACAACCCAUUUUUCUUCAUUUGAUCUUAAUUAA